Molecule: messenger RNA, 540 nt
Organism: Trypanosoma conorhini
Lineage: Eukaryota; Euglenozoa; Kinetoplastea; Trypanosomatida; Trypanosomatidae
Product: zinc finger protein 2
Exons: 1
Coding region: 1-540 (179 amino acids)
Biological process (GO): hippo signaling; regulation of cell population proliferation; apoptotic process
Molecular function (GO): protein binding; molecular adaptor activity; metal ion binding
Source: RefSeq, a predicted model, not a curated record
AUGUCCUACCCCAAUCGUUAUGCCCGUGGUAUGGCCGCACCCUACGGCACAGUGCAGCUCCCCGUUGGUUGGCAGAUGGCGUACUCCGCGGAGGGAGACCCAUACUACAUUGAUCACAACACCCGCACGACACACUGGCAAAUCCCUGCGGAGGUGCUGCAAAGAAUGAACCAAGGACAAAUGUAUCGUGGGCGUGUGCGACGUGGCAUUGACCGCACCAAACUGAAGACAAAAAUGUGCAUGAACAUUCAACGUGGUGGUGUUUGCAACUGGGGCGACAACUGCGCCUUUGCGCAUAGCUCCGAGGAACUCACUGCAGUGCCGCACGGUGGCAACCAGCGCGGCGGGGAGGGGAACCCGUACCGCAUGAGGGGGGGCGCCAACAACAGCAACAACUUAAGCAAUAAUAACAACCCGAAUAACGGCAACAGCACUCCUAAUUGCAUGGAGUUGCAGCCGCAGCAGCAGCCGCAGGAGCAGCAAAAACAGCAGCAAGUCGUUGCAGCACAACCGCAAGCUAUGCCUGUCCAGCAGCAGUGA